Molecule: messenger RNA, 2256 nt
Organism: Sphenostylis stenocarpa
Lineage: Eukaryota; Viridiplantae; Streptophyta; Magnoliopsida; Fabales; Fabaceae
Source: the annotation of a GenBank genome assembly
AUGUUCUCCAUGUUUUCUUUACCAACUCCCUUGUCCUUUUCACUUGCAACCUUCACACUUUCAUUUUCUAGGUUCCCCUGUAGAAUGAUUUCUAAUGCUCCUGCUACUACUGUUAUGUCUUCUUCAAACUGCUUUGGAGAAUCUCCAAUCUCUUUGCUUGAGAGGUGCAAGUCCAUGUACCAGCUAAAGCAAAUUCACUCCCAUACCAUCAAAAUGGGUCUCGCUUCAGACCCUUUAUUUCAAAAUAGAGUUGUAGCCUUUUGUUGUGCCCAUCAAUCAGGGAAUAUGGACUAUGCCCGUCUGGUGUUUGACACAAUCCCGCACCCAGCUGUGUUCAUUUGGAAUACCAUGAUCAAGGGGUAUUCUAGAAUCAACCGUCCUGAUAUGGGAGUUUCGGUGUAUGUAUUAAUGCUGGCUAAUAGCAUCAAGCCUGAUCGUUUUACAUUUCCGUUCUUGUUGAAGGGAUUUACCUGUGACAUGGCUUUGCAGCACGGGAAAGUCUUACUUAACCAUGCAGUGAAGCAUGGAUUUCAUUCUAAUUUGUUUGUUCGAAAGGCUGUCAUACAUAUGUUUUCCUUGUGUGGGCUUGUGGAUUUGGCUUGCAAGGUUUUUUGUAUGGGCGAUGCAUGGGAAGUAGUUACCUGGAAUAUAAUGCUAUCCGGGUAUAACAGAGUUAAGCAAUUUAAGAAAUCAAAGAAACUUUUUAUUGAGAUGGAGAAGAGAGGAGUGUCUCCAAAUUCAGUUACACUAGUAUUGAUGCUUUCUGCAUUCUCCAAAUCGAAGGAUUUAGAUGGGGGCAAGCACAUUUUUAAGUAUAUUGAGGACGGUACUAUUGAACCUAAUCUCAUAUUGGAAAAUGCGUUGAUUGAUAUGUUUGCAUCCUGUGGAGAAAUGGAUGCUGCGCAAGGUGUUUUUCACAAUAUGAAAACUCGAGAUGUUAUUUCUUGGACUUCCAUUGUUACUGGGUUUGCCAAUGUCGGUCAAAUUGAUUUAGCUCGGAAGUAUUUUGAUCAAAUGCCUGAGAGAGAUUACGUUUCCUGGACUGCUAUGAUUGAUGGCUACCUUAGGAUGAACCGUUUCAUAGAGGCUUUGGCACUCUUCCGUGAGAUGCAAAUAUCAAAUGUGAAACCUGACGAGUUCACCAUGGUUAGCAUUCUAACAGCUUGUGCGCAUCUGGGGGCACUUGAGCUAGGGGAAUGGGUAAAGACAUACAUUGACAAAAACAGUAUUAAAAAUGAUACUUUUGUCGGGAAUGCUCUAAUCGACAUGUACUUUAAAUGUGGGAAUGUUGGAAAAGCCAAAACAGUAUUUAAGGAAAUGCAUCAGAAAGACAAAUUUACAUGGACAGCAAUGAUAGUUGGCCUUGCCAAUAAUGGCCAUGGUGAAGAAGCUCUUGCCAUGUUUUCAAGUAUGAUAGAGGCUUCAGUUACACCAGAUGAGAUAACCUAUAUUGGUGUACUCUGUGCAUGCACACAUGCAGGCAUCGUAGAUAAAGGAAAAAGUUUUUUCGCUGCCAUGACCAUGCAACAUGGAAUUAAACCUAAUGUGACACAUUAUGGAUGCAUGGUUGAUCUCCUUGGUCGCGCUGGGCAUUUAGAAGAAGCCAUUCAAGUCAUAGUGAAUAUGCCUGUAAAACCAAAUUCAAUUGUUUGGGGAUCACUUCUUGGCGCUUGCAGAGUCUAUAAAAAUGUGCAGCUAGCAGAAAUGGCAGCUAAACAAAUUCUUGAGUUAGAGCCUGAAAAUGGGUCUGUUUAUGUCCUGUUAUGUAAUAUAUAUGCUGCCUGCAAGCGAUGGGAAAAAUUGCGUCAGGUCAGGAACAUGAUGAUGGAGAGGGGAAUUAAGAAAACACCAGGUUGCAGUUUGAUGGAGUUGAAUGGCAAUGUUUAUGAAUUUGUUGCUGGGGACCAGUCACAUCCUCAAUCUAAAGAUAUAUAUGCGAAGUUAGAAAACAUGAUGCAAGACUUAAUAAAAGCAGGGUACUCACCUGAUACAUCAGAGGUUUUCCUUGAUCUAGGGGAAGAAGAUAAGGAGACGUCACUUUACCGGCACAGUGAGAAGUUGGCUAUUGCCUAUGCCCUUAUUAGUUCAGGGCCUGGAGUUACUAUAAGAAUAGUAAAGAACCUUAGAAUGUGUGUGGAUUGUCACCAUAUGGCAAAGCUGGUGUCAGAAGCUUACAACAGGGAACUAAUAAUUAGGGAUAAAACCAGAUUCCAUCAUUUUAGGCACGGUUCGUGUUCAUGUAAAAAUUUCUGGUAA